Molecule: messenger RNA, 909 nt
Organism: Synchytrium microbalum
Lineage: Eukaryota; Fungi; Chytridiomycota; Chytridiomycetes; Synchytriales; Synchytriaceae
Exons: 10
Coding region: 1-909 (302 amino acids)
Cellular component (GO): peroxisome
Source: RefSeq, a predicted model, not a curated record
AUGCCUCCAGUAGAUCUUUCCAAGCUUCCCGAGACUGUCACUCCAACAAGAUUCAACAAGCGUGACUUAAUCCUCUACGCUAUUGGAAUUGGUGCUGAUGAGCUCAAGUUUGUCUACGAAUUGGACAAGGACUUCCAAGCAAUCCCAACAUACCCAUUGGUCUUGCCCUUCCGAGGAAUGAGCAAUGAUGUUAUUGACUUUGUCAAGGCUUCAAGUGAAGGAAACCGUGGCCAAAUUCCCGGAAUCAAGAUUGAACCUGGAAAGGGGUUGGACGGUGAACGAUACAUUGAAAUCAUUCGCCCAAUGCCUCUUGGGGGUGACUUCUUGAUCAAGACCAAGACUACAGGAGUAUACGAUGUCGGUAAAGCCGCAAUUAUCGAAACCGAAAAUCUCAUAACCGACAAGAACGGUGUCGAAUACGUUAAGCUCGUCGGCCAAGGUUUCAUUCGUGAUGCUGGUGGAUUUGGAGGUCCAAGACCACCAAAACCCAGCUUGGACACCCAAAUACCAAACCGGCCAGCUGACAAGGUAGUCACGUACAAGACUUUGCAACAGCAAGCUGUUAUCUACCGUUUGUCUGGUGAUUACAAUCCUCUUCACAUCGACCCAGAGUUCUCUGGCAAAGUCGGAAUGAAAGUACCCAUUCUCCACGGUUUGGGUUCUUACGGACAUGCUGCUAGAGCUUUGUUGAAGGCCUACUGUGAUAACGAUGCUUUACGUUUCAAGAGCAUGAGGGGCCGAUUCACCAACAUGGUUCUACCAGGCCAAACUCUAUCCACUGAAAUGUGGUUGGUACGAACUGAAGGAAACAAGCAAUUGAUCGCCUUCCAGACUAGAAUUGUCGAAACUGGUGUUGUCGCCAUUGGUGGCGGUGUCGCUGUUUUGCUCACAGCUGGUUCCAAGCUUUAA